Molecule: messenger RNA, 1758 nt
Organism: Cryptomeria japonica (Japanese cedar)
Lineage: Eukaryota; Viridiplantae; Streptophyta; Pinopsida; Cupressales; Cupressaceae
Product: WAT1-related protein At5g47470
Exons: 7
Coding region: 141-1289 (382 amino acids)
Cellular component (GO): plasma membrane
Molecular function (GO): transmembrane transporter activity
Source: RefSeq, a predicted model, not a curated record
CAUUAGGCUUUGUUCUUCCACUGCAAAUGAGUUUCAGAAUUCUGAUCCACAACUACAACAGAUCCAUGGAACUCAACUUUCUUAUCAAUUAUGAUAUAAUCAUAUUGUAGCCCAACGAAAGGAGAUUUUUUACUCACUGUAUGGCUAUUCUCAGAAGGUUUUCAUCAAUGGAGAUCAAGAUGGGUGGAUUUCUUCAUGAAGGCUUAGCCAUAUAUAGUUCAUUAGUGUUUCUGCAGGUGGGUUAUGCAGUACUGGGUGUUGUGAUGAAAACCCAGCUGUCAAAUGGGAUCAAUGCUCUGGCUUUCCUAAUCUACGCUAAUGCUUUUGGCUUUCUGGUGCUCAGCCCAUUUGCCUUCCUCCUUGAGAAAGAGAAACGACCCAAAUUGAAUUUGACUCUAGCUGGUCAGUUUUUCAUGGUUUCUCUUGCAGGAGUUUCUGCUUUCCAAGCUCUGCUGUUAAUGGGGUUGAAGAAUACUACUCCUGCUUUUGCUUCUGCAAUGCCAAACUUGGGUCCUGCUAUUAUUUUCGUAAUGGCCUGGGGUUUAGGAAUGGAGAAAGUGGAUAUUAAAUCCAUAACCAGCAGACUGAAAAUAGUUGGCACCAUUGCUUGUGUAUGUGGGGCAAUGGCCAUGAGUUUCCUCCAAGGCCCUACAUUGUCCCAGCUUUGGUCACACUCUGGAAGAGCUACAGAGACAACAAAAGCCAUUGUUCAUAUCACUCUAAAUGAAGGAGAUUCACAAACAAAAGUUAUUGGGUGUAUUUACCUGAUUUCUGCAGUGGUCAUGUUGUCCUCUGCCAUGAUAUUACAGGCUGAGAUAUUGAAGAAGUAUCCGGCCAUCCUGUCCAUUGCAGCUAUUACUGCCCUUGUAGCCUCCUUUCAAAUCGCUACCUUGAAAAUUAUCAUGGACAGGGGUAUCAACAAAGCAUCCUGGUCUCUGGAUCGUAGUGGCUUCCUCACUCUUCUCUAUGUUGGAGUCAUCUGCAAUGGACUAGCUUUUGCAUUGCAGAUAUGGUGUAUGAAGAAAAGGGGGCCUGUGUUUGUUGCAAUAUUCAGCCCAGUGUCUACUGUUUGCUCUGCUAUUUUGUCAGGCGAAACACUGCGUCUGGGAAGCAUGAUGGGAGUAAUUCUGAUAUUUGUUGGUCUAUAUCUGGUUCUAUGGGGCAAAAGCAAGGAGAAGAUCAGUGAGGUCCUGUCUUCUUCAGAUGAAGAAGAUCAAACAAACAAUACUCAAGUAAAUCAUUCUUCUGAGGAGGCUGAUGUUAAGACAGCUUUGCUUCCCCGUCAAUAAUCCUCUGUGUUUAUAUAUUCAUGGGCACGUCAUAAAGUGCCACACUGUACAUUGUAAACAUUGAAGAAAAUAAAUGCCAACAAGAAUUGUAUACUCACAGUCAUGAAACUCUGUUAUCUAAGAAUGGUGCUGAAAUAUCCAAUUACGUUUGGUAUCAACACAUUCUGAAGUAUAUUCAAAACCCAUUUUACAACCUGGGAAACACUAUCUCAUCUCCAUGCUUCUUAUAAGAAAAACAAAAAGAGCAGCAGCAAACAGGACAAGCAUAGCAUAAAAUAGAGUGAAAUGGCUGAAGAUGAUGAUUAAAUUAAUCUAGCUUGCAUUACGUUCAACCAUAAUGUUGUUUGCAAUGAACAAUCUUAUAUUUAGAGUGGGGAGAUGUAAAAUUUGGAAACUUCUUAUUUUCUGAAGGUUUCUACAUUCUUAAUUUUUUUAUUAUACAAAUCUGGUAUAUUCUUACAUUGUGGAA